Fopius arisanus is the source of this 1001-nucleotide messenger RNA. RefSeq lists its product as uncharacterized. The record is from RefSeq and is a predicted model, not a curated record. The coding region runs from base 125 to 736 and encodes 203 amino acids. The transcript has 2 exons. NCBI's taxonomy places the organism in Eukaryota, Metazoa, Arthropoda, Insecta, Hymenoptera, Braconidae.
CAAUCCCACCUAAAAUGUGCACCAGUUAGCCCAAAAUUUAAAUGAAAAAAGAUUGGAUAUGGAAAAAAAUGUCGUCCCACUGUCGAAUGAAGAGUGAAAAUCGGGUCCUGACAGGGCCAAAACAAUGAGCAAUUGCACUCCCUGCUGUGCCAACAUACGUCUCAGUCUACCAGACCGCAUAAAGAGUAUAAUUGCCAAGUAUGAAAAUUGUCCAUCAGCCUGUACAUCCGGAUGGGCAACAAGAGCCCACAGUGUAUCACCAAAAUGCAUCCAAUUCCAAUUCUCCCCGGUCCGUCCAUUUUCGGCUCACGCCUCCAGUUGCUGCCGUACACCACCAAUUUAUCCAUCGAGCUGCUUAUCACUUGGUGACACAACAUGCAACCAACAUUUCAAGCCAUUUAAUGUGCCAUUAGCAGUGCCAGGACCUAAUUUACAACGGUACUUGUCCACCAAGACUAUUUGUCCCUCUCUGAGAGGUCGUCUGAUGCUGUAUGAGAGACAUCCAGUUCCAAAGUCUCCAACAUCAUUUACCACCUGUCCCUCCAAGAAGAUCCUAUCUUUUUGCCAGUGUAAACAACCGAGAUUAGUUUCAAGCACAAGAAACUCGUGUUCAACACCUUGGAGAUGCUGUGAAAUUCCUCUGACAACCUAUGAGCCGCCAUUUUCCUCGCCCUAUCUUGAGCGAGAAUUUACGAGUAGAUUUGCACGAGUACCUCUUUUUGAUUGUGGUCAUUAGUUUGUAUCAUCUGUUGAUUAAAUAUCGUCUAGGGUUGAACCAACGGGAGGAACAAUCAUCCGACCUUUUCUGUUCAGAAUUUAUUUAUCUACAAAAGAAGUCUCUUAGUGUUUUCACGGUGAAUCGAUGGUUUUCGAGAUAAAUCGAUAGUUUAAACAAAAAUCAUCAGCACUGGGGAAAUAAUUACUCUCGUCAAAUAUAUUUACUUAACGAGAGGAAAUCUACAGUAGGAGAAUGGCCUACAGUAAAUUAAUUAAUUAUUUAC